AUGCCCGACAAGAUCCUCGACGACAUCUCCCACCGCAGGUAUAACCCGCUGACCGGGUCCUGGCUGCUGGUCUCGCCCCACCGAACAAAGCGACCAUGGCAAGGACAGCAAGAGGGAGCACAAGCGAACACCCUGCCAGACUAUGAUCCGCAGUGCUACCUCUGUCCUGGUAACCCUCGCGCCCAAGGCGACGCCAACCCGCAAUACGCGAACACCUUUGUCUUCGUAAACGACUACAGUGCUGUCAAGGAGGAGCAGGCUGAGUAUCACCCACCGGAGCCUUCCUCCAGCGAUGACCUCUCAGCCCUCCUGCUCCGCGCCGAGCCCGUCACGGGCAAGUGCUACGUCCUGACUUUCAGUGCGAAGCACUCCGUGACCCUGGCCGACAUGUCGCCCGCCGAGAUUCUCCCCGUCAUCGAGACGUGGACGCGCAUCUACGCCGCCCACUUGUCACCCUCGAAUCCCCUGUCAAGCGUCGCCGCCGCCCUGCCGCUGCUGCAGAAGCAGCCCGGGCUGCCAGACAACAUCGACAGGCCGAAGCACCAGCUGCGCUACAUGCAGAUUUUCGAGAACAAGGGCGCUGCGAUGGGCUGCAGCAACCCCCACCCCCAUUGCCAGGUUUGGACAACGAGCACGCUGCCCGAGGAGCCGGGCAAGGAGAUCGCGCAGAUGACCAAGUACCGCGCGGAGCACGACGGGCGGCACCUGCUGGCCGACUACGUCAAGCUAGAGAUUGAGAAGGGUGAGCGUGUUGUCUGGCAGAAUGAGGGGUUCGUGGUCGUGUGCCCGUGGUGGGCGGUCUGGCCGUUCGAGCUGCUGAUCAUUGCCAAGAGGCAUGUUCGCGCUCUAGUGGACCUCAGCGAUCAGGAGAGGGUGUGGUUUGCCGAGGCGGUCCAGGAGGUCACCAGACGAUAUGAUAAUUUGUUUGAGUGCAGCUUCCCAUACAGUUCUGGCAUCCACCAAGCACCCCUCGACUGCACAGAGGAAGAGGCCGAGAACAGCUAUUUCCACAUGCACUUUUACCCGCCCCUUCUGCGCUCCGCGACGGUGCGCAAGUUCCUUGUGGGAUACGAGCUGCUGGCUGAGCCACAGCGGGAUAUCACGCCGGAGCAGGCGGCGGCGAGGCUCAGGCCGUUGGGAGGUGAAGUCUACCGGAAGAGCCUCCUGAAGUAG
This is a messenger RNA of Diaporthe amygdali, 1173 nucleotides long. RefSeq names its product galactose-1-phosphate uridylyltransferase. Lineage: Eukaryota; Fungi; Ascomycota; Sordariomycetes; Diaporthales; Diaporthaceae. The transcript has 4 exons. Bases 1 to 1173 code for a protein of 390 amino acids. Gene Ontology annotation, cellular component: cytoplasm. Gene Ontology annotation, molecular function: UDP-glucose:hexose-1-phosphate uridylyltransferase activity; zinc ion binding. The record is from RefSeq and is a predicted model, not a curated record. Gene Ontology annotation, biological process: beta-D-galactose catabolic process via UDP-galactose, Leloir pathway.